AUGGCUUCAGUCGAAAGUGUCGCAAAUACAGCGAAGAAAUUGGAAUGCCGGUUCUGUCAAAGGAUCUAUUCUAAAGCAGAGCAUUUGACAAGACACGAACGUUCCCACACAGGCGUCCGUCCAUUUACCUGCAAAGAGUGCAAUCGUGCAUUCAGUCGACAAGAUUCGUUGGCUCGUCAUGAGAAACUCCAUCUACGAAGAGAGAGCAUGAAAUGCACCUCCCCUGCCGCUUCGACGAAUACUCCGGCGAAAACUCACGCUUUACAGCAUUUGCUAGCGACUGACGAAGAACUCGAUACGCGCAGUUAUGUGCCACCAUCAGAUCACGGUACCUCGCAAACCUGGAAUGAGCAAUCAUAUCAAGUGGAAUCCGAUAUGAUGGACAUGCAUUGUGCUACGGACCUUGACUUCCAAUUGAUCUGGCCUGAUUCCGAGGAGCUGUUUCAGUCAAUCAUGUCUUCGGAGACUACUACGCAAAUGCCGGUGGGGACUUUGCCGUUUCCUCAAGGACUUGAUCAAUUUACACCGACUAGUCUUGACUCGCCUACCUCGUUUGACGAUCGAGGGUCAGCCAUCAAGGCUAUUCCCAAUGGUGGUGGCCACCAGGCUGUCCAUGGUGUUAGCAAGAUGAUCUCGAAUUUGUCGUCGAGUAUCACUGCAGAAGCAGAGGCUACGUCUAUCACUUCUGUCUUUCUGGAUGAGUGCCUCCACAUGUUUUUCGUCCGAUUCAUACCCACAUUUCCCGUUCUACAUCGUGCGACAUUCGUGUUCAGAGAUUGUACACACCCGCUGUUAUUGAACGCAAUUGCUAUUGGAUCUCUAUACCUUGGCCCUAAGGACGCUAUCGCGAAGGGCGAAGCCUUAUGGCGUCUUUCGCACACAGCUGUUGCUACUUCAUGGCAAAGUCUGAUCACCCACAGAGGACCGCACGACCCAUGUAAUGGACUUCAGUUGGUGCUAGCUGCUCUGCUUGGUCAAGUCUAUGCUGCGCUUUCAAAGAAUCGCGCGCUUCGGACGACAUCGCAAAUAUUCCAUGCACUAGGUUUCUCUUGGGCAAGGCACUGCGGAAUGUACGACAAUGACACAUUUUCCCUGGAAAACUUGCCAUCGAUGGAUGCAUCACCAGCAGAAAAGGAUCGUCAAUGGAAGACGUGGGCUGCUCACGAAAUACAAAGGAGAGCACUUCUUGCGCAAUAUAUCCUGGAUGGACUUGUCUCGUCAGCAAGUGGUAAUCCCACAUCUACGCGGCAUGCUGCCAACCAGCUCGGUCUGCCGUGCGACGAGAGUCUAUUCGAAGCAAGCACCGCAGAUGAGUGGCUCAUCAAGAUGCGAUCGCAACCCAAGCAAGAUGUCUCGUUCCGCAAUAUUUUCCGAUCUCUGUUCUUACCAGUCGACAUGGGAAGGCUUCCAGAGCAUACGCUGACUUCGUUUUCGCUACGAGUCCUCUUGGAAGGUGUACAGUCACUUGUCUCGGACUCAACAGAUGGACCCUCAGUUGGUGUUCCCACACGCUCUGAGAUCCGUAGAGCGCUGGCUCAGGUACACGAAAGUAUCACCAAAAACACAAUAUCCACGCCAGAGACACUUGAAGCUCUGCUCCGAUGGCAUUCAAUCUGUCUUGAUGCGGCUACCGACUCAUCUAUGUUGUGUCGUCAUCUCUGCGCUCGUUACAACAUCCCACAACAUGUUCUUGGAGGUAACAAGGGGCUCAAGACGGGACUGGAUCUGGUUGCCUGGGCCAAAACUGAAGAUGCACGAAGGGCUCUGCUGCAUGCUGUCGCUAUCCAGGAUAUUGUCGAACAACUUCCUCGUGGCCGUGCUCAUGUCCUUCAUAUGCCCAGCUCGCUGUUCGCUGCUGCGACCGUGUACAGUGUAUUCUCUCUAGCAGGCCACACCACUGUCAACUUGCCCAGAGUUGUCGACUGGAAGGAUGCACUCUUCACCGAGGUAGACCCAUGUGUCAUCCUCGGUGACUUGGCAGGAACGUCAGCUGGAUCGAGCACCACGAGGAGGUUUGUCCGUGGGGAGCAGUUGUCUGGAAGUGGCUACGAGUCCAUGACACGCAACUUGUUGUACGAGCUCAAUUCGAUGCAAAAGUUGUUCCGCUGCCUCAGCUCGCAGUGGGGAUUGGCGUACGACAUGGAGGCUGUGCUGAAUUCUUGGAUUUCGCUCAGCCAUUGA
Molecule: messenger RNA, 2181 nt
Organism: Aureobasidium pullulans EXF-150
Lineage: Eukaryota; Fungi; Ascomycota; Dothideomycetes; Dothideales; Saccotheciaceae
Product: C2H2 type zinc finger domain protein
Exons: 5
Coding region: 1-2181 (726 amino acids)
Biological process (GO): DNA-templated transcription; regulation of transcription by RNA polymerase II
Cellular component (GO): chromatin
Molecular function (GO): DNA-binding transcription factor activity, RNA polymerase II-specific; RNA polymerase II cis-regulatory region sequence-specific DNA binding; zinc ion binding
Source: RefSeq, a predicted model, not a curated record